Bemisia tabaci is the source of this 5270-nucleotide messenger RNA. Its product is annotated as cationic amino acid transporter 4. Gene Ontology annotation, molecular function: amino acid transmembrane transporter activity. Gene Ontology annotation, cellular component: plasma membrane. Gene Ontology annotation, biological process: transmembrane transport; amino acid transport. The record is from RefSeq and is a predicted model, not a curated record. NCBI's taxonomy places the organism in Eukaryota, Metazoa, Arthropoda, Insecta, Hemiptera, Aleyrodidae.
UGCGACCGCGUGUUCCGAACUAGUUGCGUUGUUUUUGGUCGGACGUCACCGAUGAGAGCCACUCUCGCUCACUUCCCUCCCGAAACCGCGGCCCAAUGAUCGCUCCAUACUUUUCCCAACACACAAAAAAACAGGUUCCGAUUUACAAUCCCUUUCAUAGUUGAAUGAAAUCGAAUACGGUACCCAUGAAUUCCCACUCUUAUUGAAACGGUGAUAGUGUGGAUUUCAGUGCUUGGCUAUGUUGUCGUAAACAUAUGGAUGCGUUGUCCUAGAAAAAUUCUUCGAAGGCUCCGGUAGAUUCUGCUCUCUCGUCGGUCAAUUUAGCAGGUUAAAAUGCCGGGCUCUAGGCAUAAAAUAAUUGGACAUGUUUUCAGCGGAAUUUGCACAAAGAUGAACCGAACCAAACAAUUGAGCUCCGGUGAGGAGGUGAUGGAUACACCUCUUAAGAGAUGUCUCAACACUUUCGAUAUCACUCUUUUAGGUGUCGGGCAUAUGAUUGGUGCAGGAAUAUACGUGCUAACAGGAACAGUGGCCCGAGAUCUGGCCGGACCAGGAAUUAUUCUCUCGUUCAUUUUAGCCGGCAUAACCUCAAUUUUGGCUGCUUUGUGCUACGCCGAAUUCGGCGCACGGGUGCCUAAAGCUGGCUCGGCGUACGUUUACACCUAUAUCAGCGUCGGAGAGUUCUGGGCCUUCGUCAUUGGCUGGAAUAUCAUUCUCGAGCAUAUGAUUGGAGCUGCGUCUGUGGCCCGCGCUUGGAGUGGCUACGUAGACUCACUUUUGAGUGGGAGCAUAAGUGCAGCCACGGUGGCUUCGAUCGGCGAACUGCACGAAAAAUGGUUGGGUCGCUAUCCAGACUUACUCGCCUUCAUGGUCUGCAUAUCAUACGCUCUUUUACUAGGUAUCGGAGUGAAGAGUUCAGCGGUGGUGAACAGCCUGCUGACGCUGGUGAACCUGAGCGUGAUGGGGCUGGUGAUCGUGAUCGGUUUCUGGUACGGGAAGCUGGAGAACUGGAACGCCAACAACCGGGGGUUCCUCCCGUACGGGUUCUCGGGGGUUGUCGCAGGGGCCGCCACCUGCUUCUACGCCUACGUCGGCUUCGACAGCAUCGCCACCUCCGGCGAGGAGGCCCAGGACCCCUCCUUCUCCAUCCCGGUCGCCACCGCACUCUCCAUGACACUUGUCAGCUUCGGGUACAUUCUAGUGAGUGCAGCGUUGACCCUCAUGGUUCCGUACACUAUGAUCGAUGCCAGCGCAGCCCUUCCCGAGGCAUUCUCCAUGAUGGGUCUACAUUGGGUCAAGUACGCAGUAACGAUUGGGGCACUCUGUGGUAUGACGACCACCUUACUUGGCUCCCUCUUCUCUCUCCCGCGAUGCAUGUAUGCCAUGGCACAAGAUGGACUCAUCUUCGCCUUCCUUGGCAAGAUCAAUAAAACCACACAGGUUCCUGUUGUAAAUCUCAUCAUAUCAGGAUUGAUGAGCGCCACGAUUGCACUCUUAUUCGAUCUAGAAAAACUGGUGGAGUUCAUGUCGAUCGGAACAUUGUUGGCGUACACCAUCGUUAGCGCCUCGGUGAUAGUUCUUAGAUACCGUCCGAACACACCGCCUCCUUCUAAUGAUAACGUCAGCGUUAAUGACGUCUACAUAAUGUCACCCUCUCCUGGGGUGGAGGAGUUCAAGGUUUGCAUGGGUGGACGCCUGAAGCCCAGCUUCGAUUGGCUGGAGCCGGUAGUGGGUUGGUGCAAACCUGGCGAAGCUGUGUCUGUUGCCGUUUUCAUUUUCACCUGCUUCAGCGCCCUGCUCUGCUUCCACUUUCAUUGGGCCACCGCUCAAAUGGAGAAUGGCGCGUGGUGGACCGUUUUCGGCUGCGUCUUCCUGAUUGCCGUCAUGCUCUUCUGUUUACUAGUGAUAGAGGCUCAUGAGCAGAAUAGAACCGGGCUGACGUUCAUGGUGCCCCUAGUUCCUUACGUACCCGCUUUGAGCAUUCUUUUCAACGUGGAGCUCAUGGCAAACCUGAACAUCUUAACUUGGCUCCGGUUCAUGAUCUGGAUGAUUUUAGGGUUACUGGUUUACUUUUUAUAUGGUAUCCACCACAGCAAGGAAAAUGAUACCACUUCCUCUUACUCGGUGCUCAUGACGUCAUCAGAGGCGACGAAAUCAAAAUGGGGCUCGAUUCCUGCUCCGGUCACAAUUCCUGUCACGAGGAAAAGAAGGUCCGGGAAGGGAGAUCGCCAGGCUAUCGUCAAUAGCGACGACGAUACUGACAGCUCGGACUAAAUUCAAUCAUAUUCAACUAGGUAUUCGAUUCGGACUGGCCGUACGAAAAUUAUUCCUCUCGCCUUUUGACUUACUAUUUCUGCUAUAGGUGCACUCCUUGCAGACACAGAAAUAAGAGAGGAAAGGAAGUUUGGUGUCAUUUAGUACAUUUAUUAAAAAAGGAGCCAAUUUUUUGGGGAACAAAUAUCGCUGGUUGAUGAGAUAUGGUGACCUGUUCAGUUCACAUCGACGCUCGGGGGAAAACAUGGGAGAGAGUAAUUACGAAAACUUGAUUUCGAUCCAAUAUUCACUAUCCAAUUCAUCACUGCCGACUAAUGAAUCAAUCGUCAAAAACAUAGUCUGUUUUUUUAUUUAAUGUGAUGAGGCUCUUUUAUAAUCCAAAAUUUUACAGGCAGUGAAAGUAAAUCAUCUCGAAACAUGCAAUUUUAAAGUCACGAGGAGCCUCUGGGCAGGCCUAAAGCAGAUAUAAUAAUUUAAAAAAUAAUUCGCCGUUAAAUUGCAAUUUGAAAUUUUGCAAGUUUUUCACUUUUAAAAGCGAGCUAUCUAAUUUUCCAAGGACUUGGUAUUUUACUCUAAAUACCGUCAAUUUUUAAACUUUAAUUCAACUGAGUCAAUGUGAAAGAAGAAGGUGCUAUAUUGUCUUUGGAGUUUGCAUGCUUAUUAAAAUAGAAGUGCGUAAAGCCAUCAGCGUUAUUAAUAAAUACAACUGACACAUAUCGAUACUUUGGGCCAAUCCAUGAAACAGUAUUCAUGACAUUACUUUUCUUGCACUAAUAAACUUGAAAAAUAUCAUGUACCUAAUAAUUAUGCUUCAAAAAACCCUUCGAGAUUUUCUAACAUCCUCUAACGAAAAAGCAAGGUAAAGCUGACUGAUUUUCUUCGAUGUAUAUUUAAAGCUAAAAAUAUAAAAUGACAAGAGAACUAGUUUGUAAUGGGGGGAGGGGAUCUAGAUUCAAUCAUAAUUUCAUAUAUUUCCAUAAUUUGAUAAUUUUUCAUUUGAUUCGGUCAAUAUUUUGUCAGCAUUUGAUAUGAGUAAGUACCACGUGAAUGGUGCAAUGGUUUUGAAGUGACCAUAAUGAUUUUGUCACGUUGAAAGGGAUGGACGGUUUGCAGAAUGCCAAAAAGGGUGCCGAUAAAUUCCAGGUGUGAAGCCCAAUGUCAAGAAGGAGAGGAUCACAAUUCAGAAGGGCCAAAAAUGACGAUGGAAGGACCAAAUAUUAAUGGAAGUACGAUCAAGAUAUAGAAUAGAAAGAAGGUGUAGGAUAAGAUGGAGUUGCGAGUCGUUUAGAGAUCAAAGCUCAUAAAAGUGGGGCUUUCGUGCAAUUUCAGAAUUAAAAGGAACAUACUAUAGUUAUAAGUCCGCAAUUAACUUCCAAAGGAUAGGCAUUAGUAGCCUGAAAUUACGGUAUCCUGCUUUGAAACUUGAUGUUUGACCUUUACCAUGCAGUGUUCAAAUGCUUUACUGAAAACCUCAAAAAGAUCAAUUUUGGAGCGAUGAUUACGAGUUUAUUUCCACAAUUUUAUCUCGUAUCGCUCUUUUAUCGACCAUCGACCAGUAAAUCAUUUUUAAGACGCGUAAAAUCCUUAAAUAUUUUAUGUCAAUUAAGCUAGCUAAGGUGCUGAAGAGAGGCACGGGAAAAAAACCUAGAAAUAGUCACCAGAGAUUCUGGUUGUAUCCUUCCCAGGGAAACGAAGUAGCCUAGACUUUCGGAAGUGUUUACCAUUCAUGUCGCAAAUAGUCAGGAAAUCUAGUAGCAAUUCCUUGACUUUAGGUGCUGUGCCUGAAUCCUCAAGGAGCGUUUCGUUCAUGAAACUCCCAAACAACGUAUCUCGGUUGACGACAUUGCUGACCUCCUGUCAUACCUCAUUUUCUAAAUAAAGCAACGCUCAACGUCAAUUCUUAAAAAGUUCUAUAUUUUUCUUCCCUUUGCGAAGUGAACUCUGGGAAAAAAUCCAGGAAUAAUUUUGACGUGUUCUUCCUCCAAAAAAUAAAAUAAGAGCGGGGAUUUUCAAACACCGCAAAAGAGAUACUUGGUUUGGGAGUUUCAGCGUCGAUAUGCAGAGUCAAGUCAUUCCCUAGGUUUUUCCCGCGGAGAUGAAGUAGUUCACAAUUUUUGUGGAUUCUGUCACUUUACCAAGUAUUUUUCUACUUUUAGGAAUUUCUCAUACGAUUCACACCAUCAGGUGAGAGAAACCACGGAAUAAAAGGGUCAAUACAAUUACUUUAGUUUCAUUCUAAAUAUCGGCAUGUCACUGAGACUUAAAAGUAAAUACUUUGUAGUUAUGUUAUUUAUUGAUGAAUCAAUGAAUUGCAAGUCAGUUCUACAGGUAAGGACUCGAUUGUGUUGUAUUAUUGUUUUAUCGCGGAUGUUCCAGUCAACCUGUUGUAUCAGUGUGCUUCACUGAAUCGUGAGCUGAUACAAUUUCAGUAUACAGAUUACAAGUCGAAAUACUUGUGACCACCUCUUGAAUCAACUACAGAGGCGUGGUGUGCUUUGUAAAAUUGUAACACAGUGGUAGAUCUGUCAUUUAAACCUAUGAAAAAGGAUCGAUAAACAGAGAGUUCGCAACGAACACCUUAACAAUCGAUUUUUUACCAUAGCUUCCAAUGGGGAAAUAUCGAUAUUGGAUCAUUCAUGCCUCGUAACUGAAAAACUUUUCACUUGAACGAUCAUGAAAAUAGAUGAUUCAGGUUUAGUGAAUUCUAGUCAUAAAGCGCACUAUUUAUGCUUAUCAUUGUAUGAAAAUCAAACAAUUUUUUAAUCAAUGUUAAUUUUUAAACGAUUUUAUUGUUAAUUUAAUGGUGCAUAUUUUAAUGUUGAAUGGUCCCUUCUGAAAUACUGAAGUUGGGAAAGUUACCUAUAUUUUUAUUCAGGAACGUUUUUAUUGUAAAUAGAAUUAUACAGAUAUGCGAAGUGAUUGUUGUAGCCUGGCUAAUUACAUCGUGGCUAAUAAACUUAUAUGUUUUUAAAAAAUACAGAAAAUGAUAUUAUUAA